AUGUUUGAUCUGUUGUGGAUUGUGAAGGAAGGUGGUACGAGGAAGAUGAUGAACUUGCCUCGGCUUCCUGUGAAGGAAGGUGGGUUAAGUCAACUUUUGACCACUGAAAGAUACUCAAAGUUUCACUUUGGUCACCCAAAGAUAAAACGUUCUAGUAUUAUUAUAACUGUCUAUCCAUACCAAACCCUCAAUGCCUCUACUUUUUACCGUAUAUUAAACCACCGUCGCUGCCUCUCCCGUUACCAUCAGUCGAGUCAACCACCGGCGAUCGCUCAUGGGCGGCGAGCAAACACAGACUCAGACCCACGCUCAUACUCAUUUGCAAACUCUGCUCCAAACUCAAUCGCAUCCCCUGGUGCAGCCACCGACACAGCAUCAUCACUCAUCAGGACUCAGCCGCCGCUCCCCAAACCCAAACCUACGCCGAAUUCGCUAAUGUUCCUCUCCAGACCGCCCCUCCUCCUUCCAAAAUCCCCCUACGUCCUCGAAAAAUUCGGAAACUCUCUCGGGAAACCGCCGCGGAGCCCAAUUCCUCGGAUAAUUCCAACGUUGGCUUGGAGUAAUGACAGAAUUCUGCACUGUUAUCAUAAAGUCAUGCUGAGAACAAAGGAGGCGAGAUAUUCUCUUGGAUUGUUUGCGGCUAUUAAUGGGACGAUACAAGUACCAGAAGAACUACAAGAUGAAGAACAUCCCUUAAAACGACGACCUGGUAAAUCUGUCUCGCCCACCCAUUACCACAUUACCUUUGAUUUCUUGUCGAGAAGACUGGUUUAUUUGGUUGCUUCUUUUGGACGACUUAGGAUUCCACCCUUGCUGCUUCAUAGUGGAGUUCAUAGAUUGAUUAUGAGAUGUUUCUUGGAUGGUUGCUGUUUAUUGCAUGAUUGUUAUUUAUGCCAGUGUGAAUGGGAAAACGUAGAGCACAACCCCACUAAUGAUUUCAUUAGAGCUUCAAAACGGUGCACAUCAAAGAUUCAAAGGAAGAUACCACUUACCGGUCCAAAUAACUUUGAAAGCCCCAAAUCGAUCUCGAUCACAACCCUAACGAAGACCCGCGAAGCUUUAUCCAGAAGGGCGAGAGAUUCAACCAACGAUGACGAAGUUCAAGCAUCCAACCAGUUUAUGAAUGAUAGCCGUCCAUUUCUCUUGAGAUGUUUUGGUUAUAAAUCUGGUUACAAAGAUGAUGAAUUUGACAUUAAGGGAUUAGUCGCUGAGGGUUUGUUCUUGGCUGGAGCUAUUGGAUUAUAUCCCUUACCUAAGACCUUCCUUCAGGAGGUAGAGGUGAACAAAAUGGAUUUCCUUCGGCGACUUAAAGAGAUCAUCAAUCUACCGUGCGACGAUGUCAUGUCUUCGCCGCAGUGGUUUUCCCAGAAAGUGCUGCCUCACGAAACCCUGCGGCUCGAUUCUUCCCAUUUGGAGGUAGAGGUGAACAAAAUGGAGAUCACCAAUCUACCGCCCGACGAUGCCAUGUCUUCGCCGCUGUGGUUUUCCCAGAACGUGCUGCCUCACGAAAACCUGCGGCUCGACUCUUCCGAUAUGGUGGUAGAGGUGGACAAAACAAAUCUCCUUAGGCGACUUGAAGAGAUCACCAAUCUACCGCGCGAUGAUAUCAUGUCUUCCCUGCAGUGGUUUUCCCAGAACGUGCCGCCUCUCGAAAACCGCUGGUGGGUCACGUUGGUACUGAGACUGUUUGCCUCCCGCAUGCCCUUUGAAGACAACCCCGGCCCCCUGAUUUUAUUCCAAAAAAACAGCCCUCAACAUCAGUCUGUCAAGGAGGUGCUGGAAUGGUUUUCCAAGAAGCUGCAGUUAUGCAAAGAAGACAGCCCCGAACGUAGGGAUGUCACGGCGGUACUGCGAUGUUUUGUCCAUCAAUUGGGGUUAUACAAGGAUGAUAAUCCUAAUUGCUGCCAGAUAAGGGUGUCUAAGAUGGGUAGAGCAGUGUUUGAGGCUAUGACAAAGAACAAGCCCAGGGAUGUUCUUGAGCGCGAAUAUCUUCAUUAUUGGUCGACCCAUGUGAUAGAAUCUAAACGAAGUUUUCCUGUGAUAGAAUCGGAUUCCACGGAUUCUGAUGUUCCUAGCUGGACCGUUCUUCUCCCUCAUGUUAAUGGCAGGGCAUUACCUUAUGAUGGAUUUCAGUGGAGUGAUACAAAUUUUUAUCUACACAAAUGUGAUGUUGAUUCAUGUUCUGCCUUGAAGCAUGUGUACUGGUCUCAUGAACCCAAUCUGACCAUUUUGUACGAGGGAGCUCAUUAUCAUAAACCUCUAUUCGACUUACCGGAUGAGAUAGAGAUUAGUGAUCCUCUGGAGUCUAUGAAGAGGUAUUUUUGUCAUUUUCCCGCAGAAUAUAAGUUUCACAAGAGCACUCUCAUUCAAUUAUGGGUAGCUGAAGGGUUCAUUAAGGAAGAUCUAAAUGGUAGAAUGGAAGACACUGGCAGUGUGCAUUUCGAUUGUUUAUUGAAGGAAAAGUUUAUAGUGUGUGCACCAAGUGAUUCUAGGUUCGGUAAUACAUACAAAGUCAAUACGGCCAAGAUUGGGGAGAGCUUACUGUUAAAAGAUGACAAGCUGGAAUGUAUCUCUGAAGAUAUAAAGACCAUGUCCCUCCUCUACAAGGACAUAAAUCACGUUUUUGAGUCUCUCAAAAAAUGUAAGAGUUUGUCCACCCUACUUUUGUUUCCGCGUCCUGGCAUUUGCAUCAAGCCCCUUACUGAUGCAAUCCUCAUGAGAUCUUUAAACGUUUUAAAGUUAAGUGAUUCCGGCAUUUCUGAAUUACCGGGCUCGAUUGGGUGUCUGGAGUCGCUGCGUUAUCUUGAUGCCUCUAAUACGACCAUUGGGGGAUUGCCUUCAACAAUUUGUCAGCUUCAAGAUUUGCAAACUCUGAAACUCAAAGAUUGCGUAAACAUUUAUUAUUUACCUCGAGACUUGAAGAAGUUGAUUAGUCUUAGGCAUCUUGAUUUGGAUGUUGCUCGCAUGUUAAGACCUUUACCGGCAGGGGUGGGAUGCUUAACCAACCUUCAGACAUUGCCAGCGUUUGUUCUUGAUCAAUUUGGUGAGUGCAGAAUCGGGGAACUCAAGCAUUUGAAUAACCUUAGUGGAGAAUUUCGCAUUCUGCGGCUUGAAUAUGUGGUGAAUGCAGAUGAGGCUAAGGAAUCAGCAUUGUGUGAAAAAAGAUACCUUGACAAAUUGGAGUUGCAAUGGAGCUAUUACCAUAAAAAUGUUGACAAAGAGGAGGAAAUUCUUGAAUGUCUUCAACCCCAUUACAAUCUUAAGGAGUUGAGGAUAUGCAGCUACCUUGGGUCGCAUCUUCCUAGCUGGAUUGGCAAUCCAUUAUUCAAGGACCUUGUCAGUAUUAAUCUGGAUGCGUGCACAAACUGCCAAUUUCUCCCUUCUAUUGGGGUUUUGCCUUCCCUCAAGGUUCUUUGCAUCUGGAAAAUGGAUUGCGUGAAGCAAAUUAGCGAAUCUUUUUUCAAAAAUAGCACAUAUCCGAGUGGUGUUUCAUUUCCAAAUCUAAAAAUGCUGGCGCUUGCUGACAUGCUUAGUUUGGAAAAGUGGACUGGAAUGGAAAUAGGUGAUUUACCAAGCUUGUGUGAACUCAGAAUUGAUUCUUGUCCAGAACUCGUUACUCUUCCUUGUUUAUCAAGCCUCAAAUCACUCGAGAAUUUGCAACUAAUCGACUGUCCAAAGCUCUCACCCUUUGUAGGAGAAUUACCAAUGUCGAUGAAGGAGCUUUAUGUAGAUGGUAGCCCUCUAAUCGAACAACAGUGCAACUCGGAGAGUGGUAAGGACUGGCAGAAAGUAGUUCAUGUGCCCUCUCUUUAUAUGGGUGGCCAAUGGAUCUCCACGGGUAUGGGCGGUAAACACUAAAAGCUUCAAAAUCUUCAAGGAAGUCCUCUACCAAGUGCUUCAGCUACCCAAUCAUCCAGCCAAGCUUCCCCCACCAUCUAAGGUCCUAAACAACUGCAAUUUGUUUGAUAAUCUGGUAUAGCUGCUGUCUGCUGGGGAUAUGUUCUGAUGUAGAGAUGUUCGUGCUUUCUUUGGUAAUGUUCGGACUUCUGAUGUUCAAGAUUCAAAUUGUCGUGGCAGAUGGUUUAUGAUAUUAUUCCUGGUUGGGAAUGAUAAGUUUCUGGUGGUGAUUCUGGUUUAAUUUGGGUAUGCGUUUCCCGGUAGUACUAGCCAGACUUUGUUGGGGCUUUGAAUGGCAAACCUUUUGUUGUUUUUUAUUUGGAUGUGAUGCUUGGUCCAUAUUUAAUUUAGUAUGGCACGCGCUGCAAACAUAUCCCCGCAUCUUUUUUAUUUAUUUAUUUAUGGUUCUGCCUAGUUUGAUUUGUGUUUCCCUACUGAGGACUUUUUGUUGUAUUAGUGCUGCUUAUUUUUGAACCAUUAUCAUGAUAUAUUUAUCCUAUCAUAUUAUCCCAUUUUGGUGUCAA
This is a messenger RNA of Tripterygium wilfordii, 4421 nucleotides long. RefSeq lists its product as uncharacterized. Lineage: Eukaryota; Viridiplantae; Streptophyta; Magnoliopsida; Celastrales; Celastraceae. Bases 1 to 3858 code for a protein of 1285 amino acids. The record is from RefSeq and is a predicted model, not a curated record. Gene Ontology annotation, biological process: regulation of DNA-templated transcription. The transcript is spliced from 9 exons. Gene Ontology annotation, molecular function: DNA-binding transcription factor activity; sequence-specific DNA binding.